UGAAUUUACAUAACUAGCCUUCUUCACAGCCAAUUUAAUCUUCCUCCUCUCAUAUCUCAAACUACUCUCCAUCAGCUAAGCUUGCUACGUUUUCUUUCAUCCAACAAGAACAAAUGGCCGAUGCAAUCCUGUAUGGCCUUGUACGGAAGAUCAUUGAAAGCUUGGGCUCUGCCACUCUCGAUCAGAUUGGAUCGAUCUGGGGUGUCAACGAUGAGCUCGAAAAAAUGAACAACACUGUUCUCACUAUUCAAGCUGUGCUUCAGGAUGCAGAGGAGCAGCAGGUCCAGAACAAACAAGUCGAGCACUGGCUCAACAGGCUCAGAGAUGUAGUUUUUGAUGCAGAUGACUUGCUGAGCGAGUUCUCCACUCAUGUGCUUCAGCGUAAGGUGAUGGGUGGUGAUAAAAUGGCAAAGAAGGUACGUAUUUUCUUUUCAAGAUCAAACCAACUUGUUUUUAGUUUUAAGAUGGCUCGCAAAAUAAAGGCUACGAGGGAGAAGCUUAAUGAUAUAGCAACUGAUUGGAAAAAAUUUCACUUGAAGUUGGUAGAGCGUCCUUUAAAGAUACAGGAUGUGACUAGGGACAGGGACCAAACUUACUCAUAUAUAGGUGAAGAAGAAGUCAUUGGGAGAGAAGAGGAUAGGAAGGCCAUCGUAGAUCUAUUGUUGGACUUUGAUGUGAAAGACAAUGUCUCAUUCAUAUGCAUAGUGGGGAUUGGAGGGUUGGGGAAAACCACACUGGCUCAAUAUGUAUACAAUGAUAAAAGUGUCAAUGAUUAUUUUGAUUUGAAGAUGUGGGUGUGUGUAUCUGAUGACUUUGAUGUUAAAAAAAUUACUGAAAAGAUAAUUGAAUCUGCAACUAGAACAAAACCUGAAAAUCUUGGGAUGGAUCCAUUGCAAGAUAAACUCCAGGAUCAACUCAACCAAAAGAAGUACUUGCUUGUAUUGGAUGAUGUUUGGAAUGAGAAUGAAGAGCGCUGGUGUAAUUUGAAAAGACUUUUGAUGGGUGGUGCAAAGGGAAGUAAGGUGUUGAUAACUACAAGGACUAAACUGGUUGCAGAGAUUACCAGCACAAUCAAGCCGCCGUAUUUUCUAAGUGGCCUGCCAAAGGAUAAAUCUUGGAGUUUAUUUAAACGAAUGGCAUUCGGAGAAGGACAAGAUACCACUGAUCCUGAUCUUGAAACAAUUGGAAUGGACAUUGUAGGAAAAUGUCAAGGAGUGCCUCUUGCUAUAAAGACAAUAGGGAGAGUUUUAUAUUUUGAAACAACAGAAGCUGGAUGGUUAGAUAUCAAGAAUAAUGAACUUACAAAUGUAACUCAACCAAACAAUGGUAUUUUACCGGUUCUAAAAUUGAGUUACGAUCAUCUUCCAUCAUAUUUGAAGUGUUGUUUUGCAUAUUGUUCAUUGUUUCCUAAAGAUUAUGUAAUUGAUAAGUUGACAUUGAUACAAUUAUGGAUAGCACAAGGAUUUAUUCAAUCACAAGAAAAGAACAAACAAUUAGAGGAUAUUGCCAAUCAGUACUUCAUGGAUUUACAUUGGAGGUCCUUCUUUCAAGAAGCAAAAGAAGGCGGCGGCAUGAAUAUGAUGAAGUUUAAGAUGCAUGAUUUAAUCCAUGAUCUUGCACAAUCAGUCUCAAAGAGUGAGUUUACUCUGGUUGAUUCUAAUGUAAACAAUGUCAAUGAAAAAGUUCGUCAUCUCUCAUUUUCAAUUGACAAUGUUUCAUUUAUUAGGGAGAAUUUAAGCACAUUGGUUAAAGCAAAUAAGAUGCGAACAUUUAUUUUGGCAUGCGAUCCUUGGGUUGUUAAAGGGGAAAUAGUGGAAGAUUCAAUUCUCAAACCACUUAUUUCUAGUUUUAAAUACUUGCGUGUGUUAGACCUACAUCAGUUAAGAAUGAAGACAUUGCCAAAUACCAUUGAUAAGUUGAUGCAUCUGAAGUACCUUGAUCUCUCCGAUAAUGAAAUUGAAGUUCUCCCUAGUUCUAUAACUAGAUUAGUGAAUUUGCAAACAUUAAAGCUCUCUUACUGUACUAAUCUUAAGGAGUUACCAGCUAACAUUCAAAAAUUGGUCAGCCUCAAGGACCUUAACAUAAAAGGUUGCAAGAAUUUGACUCAUCUGCCACGUGGAUUUGGGCAAUUGACUUCUCUUCAAACAUUAAAUCUCUCUACGUGUGUGAUGCUAAGAGAGUUACCAGCUGACAUUCAAAAAUUGGUCAGCCUCAAGCACCUUAAAAUAAAUGGUUGUAAGAAUUUGACUCAUAUGCCAUGUGGAUUAGGGCAAUUGACUUCUCUUCAAACGUUAAACCUUUUUGUUGUGAGUAAGGGUUCUUCCAAGCAUUGCGGUGGGCUAGCGGAAUUAAACAAGCUAAAUGACUUGAGAGGAAAAUUAGAGAUUAAAAUUUUGGCAUGGGUGAAAGAUGCUUCCUCAGAAUUCAAAGCAGCAAAUUUGAAGGAGAAGCAGCAUCUCAGUGAGUUGAAAUUAAGAUGGAAUUUGGAGGGUGAUGAUGCCGUAGAUACCUGUGAUGAUGAAAAUUCCAUGGAUGGCCUCCAACCACAUCAAAGUUUAAAAUCUUUGGAAAUGGAGGGGUACAUGGGUGUGAGAGUUUCAAGUUGGCUUUCAUUCUUAACAAAUCUCGUUGAAUUAACUAUACACAAUUGUAAGAAGUGCCAAUAUUUGCCACCGUUGUAUAAACUCUCAACUCUCCGAAAACUACAUAUUGAGUGUAUGGAUGGUCUGGAGUACAUGACAGACGGGGAUAUGAAUGAUGAGAUAUCUGCUUCACUGGCAUCACCAUCAACAUUUUUCCCAUCCCUUGAGGAUCUCUAUAUCUAUAAGUGUCGAAAUCUAAAGGGAUGGUGGAGGAGUGUGGAUAAGGGGAAUGAGGCAACAACGACAUCAACAAUAUCAUCAUCAUCAUCAUCAUCAACUAAUCACUAUCACCAACACAUACCUUCCUUUCCGCGUCUUUCUCUCUUUCAUUUCUGGUAUUGCCCUAAUGUGACUUGCAUGCCGCUAUUUCCAAAUCUUGAAAAAGAGCUUUGGUUGGAAAAUAGCAGUUUGAAGCCGUUGGAAGAGACAAUAGAGAUGAAUAAUAGGGGAGUAAGGGCUUCUUCAUUUCCGUCCUCUUCCUCUUCCUCUUCCUCCUCCUUCUCCCCUCCUCUCUCCAAAUUAAAGAAAUUGCAGUUGAGUCUGGAGUUGGAGUCUCUGCCAGAGGAGUGGUUUAAAAACCUAACUUCUCUUGAGACAUUAAUCAUUUGGGAGUGUCCCAAUCUGACGUCACUUCCCGAAGGGAUGAGUCACCUUACCUCUUUACAGAGGUUGGAAAUCUGGAGAUGUCCCCAAUUAAAGCAAAGAUGCGAGAAGGAAAAUGGAGAGGAUUGGGAUAAGAUUUCUCACAUCCCAAAUCUUUACAUCUCAGAUAGUAUAUUUUGAGAAAAGUUGAACUACUGCAUACGCUUCCCUGAAAGAACAACAAGAUUUCAAAUGGGAAGAAGAAAGCAGAUAUUUUGAAGCGCAAAGCAAACAUUUGAAAGGGUGUUAGCAAGAACAGGGGACGAUUGGUAAAAACUUCUCACAUCCUAGAGAGAGACCUGUGAACUGUGAAGGUCUGAGAAGAAUGUGAUUUACAAGUGCAGUGGUUCCUAGCAGAAACCUUGUAAAACAGGUUUCAUCAUGGGCAGUGAAUUUGAGAAACAAGACAGCGACAUCAUUUCAAAUUUUCUUGAAUUAUUGGGCUUUGAUGGUUUAAUUGGUUUUGAAAGUUCUAUGGAAGAAGAAUGUCAUGAUAUUGAUGAGGCAAGCUUGUUGUAUAGGAGGAGAAUUGGGUCAAAGAUGAUGGGAUUUAAAGAGAAGACAGCCCUCAUGACUGCUACCAUGUUUGAAAGCAAGGGUGUGUUGAAUUAUAUUCUGGAAACCAGUUUUAUUGAUGUUAACCAAGCUUCUGGUUUGGACGGGUUUCUGCACUUCAUUUUUGUUGCUGCUGUGGACUUUGCUAUUUAAGGAAAGGAUGGAGAAGCACACUUUGCUGCUUCUAGGAAGCACUCAGAGGGAAGAGGACAGCAAGAGGGAAAUCACUGUGAUCGUGGCAUGUAUUGUAGAAGAAGAUGGAGAAGUCAUUAUGGAUUUAGAGCAAACAAAUGAGCAAGAAACGCCAGGUAUCUCACUGCAUGCCAUUAGUGGUGACCAAUGCACCCAAGGCGAUGAAGGUGUUGCACUACAAAUCCACAGACCUUUUCCUAUGAUUUUGGGGUAGAUUGUACUGUUUGAAGAAGAGAUUGCGAGUUGGUCAUUAAUGACAUCAGGAAUCUUACUGCAAUAAUGAUUAGGUUUAAGCAUUUAAAGGUUGAGAUCAGGCUUAAGGAAUAGCUAAAUGUGCUUAGAAACAUUGUAGAACAAAUGCAAAAAGGAUAACACGGAAGAAGAGGAAGAGAGAGAGAGAAUAUUGUCUUGGAAUUACAAGAAGGCCUUUUUGGAGUUUCGACUACAAAAUAAUUGCAAGAAUCUUAUUGUCAGUGGGGUGCAACCACUAAAAACUCUUAAUUAUCCAUAUCUUGCUUACAUAAAUGUCGACAACAUCUGCAUAGUGUUUAUUUUUCUGCUGAUGUUUUGGAUGAUUUAUUUACCAUUUCAUAUUUGAAACACACACACACACAUGGGGAUUGGUAAAAAUUGAAAGGGUGCCAGCAGGAAACAGAGGACAAUUAGUAAAAAUUGCCCACCUAGAGUUUGGAGGGAAUGAACCUAUCCAUCAGAGUUGGUGCUUUUUCAAAAAUAGGGCUCUGUAAUUGUGCAACAAGUCAACUAUUGAAGCAUGGGGAAAUCAAGGUUUUAUAGUUUACAAUCGUAGCUUGGUUCAAAGAGUUGAAAUUAUAAAAGUAAUGAACAAAGGACUAUAUAUAUGACAAAAUCAAGGUUAUAUUGUCUUUUAGGUUCCAUCCAAAGUGACUCCUUUCCUGUCAUCCUUAGAGUUCUAAAAUUUAAGAUUUCUUCUUGAUUUUGUGUUGCAUUAAAGAUUUAUAGGCCUUUCCCAAUGAGUUUGGAUCUCAUAACAGUGAUUAUAGUUUUAGAAGAAAAGAAUGUGAGUUGGUAUUAAACGGCAUCUGGCUUUGUUCUGCCAUAAUAAUCAGAAGUGUUAAGGAUUUUAAAUUUGAGAUUGGGCUUGAGGAGUAGCUGGUUCUGGCUAAAGUUCUGCUGAGCAAAGUGUGUGUGUGUGUGUGUGUGUGAGGAAGAAGAAGAAGAAGAAUCACAGUAAUUUUAGCUUUACAUAAGAAAUUACAGCGAAAAUUGCUGGAGCUACUGGCAUGGAUUUUGUGUCCAAGAAAUUGAAGCUGCUUAUACAUGGGCAGAUUCUAUAAAUGGAUGGGAGUUCCUUCCUAUGCAUUCGAGUGCAAGAUAUGCACAUUAUGUUACAAACAUUGAUUUCGCGUAGAAACCUUCUGAAACAAGGUUUCAUCAUGGGCAGUGAAUUUGACAAACAAGACAGUUUGCAAAAAUCUUUUCAAUUUUUCUUGAAUUAUCAAACUUCGAUGAUUUAAUUGGUUUCAAAAGUGAUGUGGAGAAAAGAAUGGCAUGAUAUUGGUGAGGCAAGCUUGUGGUAUGGGAGGAGAAUUGGGUUCAAAGAUGAUGGGGUUUGAAGGGAAGACAGCCCUCAUGACUGCUACCAUGUUUGGAAGCAAGGUUGUGUUAAAUUAUAUACUGGAAACCAGUUGUUGCUGUUGUGGACUUUGCUAUUUCAACUGAGGUUGUUAAGCUCUUGCUUGAUGCUUCUCCACUUCAUUUUGUAUAUUGUUGCAUACUGUUGACUAUGUACGGUACUCCUUGUUCAUUUUAUUCCUGCUGUUUCUUUGCUUUGUUAUAGUAAUUGUCUUUACGUAAUAUUGUGUAAUAGGACAUUUAUUC
Molecule: messenger RNA, 5891 nt
Organism: Quercus lobata
Lineage: Eukaryota; Viridiplantae; Streptophyta; Magnoliopsida; Fagales; Fagaceae
Product: disease resistance protein RGA2-like
Exons: 8
Coding region: 114-3425 (1103 amino acids)
Molecular function (GO): ADP binding; protein binding
Source: RefSeq, a predicted model, not a curated record